AUGGAUAAAGAUUCACUUCUUCACGCCUUGGGUGGUACUUUAAACGCUGAUCAACAAGUCAGAAAAAACAGUGAAGAGUCAUUGCAUGUCUAUGAGCAACAGCCAGGAUUCACGAGCUACUUGUUGGACUUGAUCACCGAGCCCGGUAUUCAAUUGGGUACACAGAUUGCAGCUGCAAUUUUCUUCAAAAAUAGAAUCUUAAAUUAUUGGAUUGCUCCUGAAAAUACAAAGCAACCUACUAGUUAUUUCCUUCUUGAAAAUGAAAAAGCUGAUAUCAAGAACAAGUUGGUCCCCACCUUGAUUAAAGCAUACAAAAUCAACCAGAUCAAAUUUUCUUUGUCGACUGCAUUGAAUGGGAUAUUGAGUUAUGAUAAAUGGGACGAAUUGACACCGAUGAUCUCGAAUUUGCUUUCAUCACAGGACCAGGAUCAAAUUUUUGUGGGUUUGAUUUGUUUAUACGAAUAUGUCAAGAGUUAUAGAUGGGCAGGUCUUGAGCUGAAGAAUUUUUCAAAUCCUGUUAUGGAGAAUAUCACACAAGAAGUAUUCCCAAUUAUUGAACAAUUAGCCCAAACAUUGAUUUCAAAUGACAGCAGCAAUGUUACAGAUGAGAUGCUCUACCUCAUUGUAAAGUCGUUCAAGAAUGCCACGUUCUCGUCACUCCCUACGUAUUUCGUCGAUGUGAACAAAUUGGGUCUUUGGUGUAAUAUACAUAUUCUGAUCAUCAACAAACCACUACCAAAGGAGGUUUUGGAAGAAGAUAUUGUGGAGCAACGAGCAUUGCAUCCUAGAGUUAAGGCUGUAAAGUGGUGCUUUGCCAACAUGAACCGUUUAUUAAACAAGCACGGUGGUGGAUACUUGACCAAAGAAAACAAUGAUUUUACCCAAGUGUUUCUCACCAAUUUUGUUCCUGAAAUUCUAAAUGCUUAUUGGAAGAUUAUUGAAGAGUGGUCAACCAAGAAGAUUUGGCUAAGUGAGGCCUCUUUAUUCUAUAUGAUCUCCUUUUUGGAACUUAUUAUUGAAACACCAUGCUGGGAACUAGUUGGUGAUAAAUUGGAUGCUGUGAUCAAGCACUUGAUACUUCCAUCCUUACAAGCUACUGAAGAAACAGUAGAGCUAUACGAAGACGACACAUUUGAAUACAUUAGAAGGUUCUUUGAUGUCAAUAGAGAACAAAAAACGAGUGACGUGUCUGCUAUCAAUUUUGUUUACAGACUCUCCAACAAGAAGUUUAAGCUGACUAUAAAUGUGAUUUUCAGUAUAAUCAAUGACAUUUUCACUCAAAGGAUUAGUGAUCGCGGGAACCAGGAGAUUGCAAUGAAAACGGAAGGUGCCCUCCGAAUCCUUUCCACUAUUUCCUACAAAUUGGAUACCAAAUCAUCGCCAUGCCACGGACAAGUCGACAAGAUGCUCGAAACGUACGUUCUUCCUGAGUUGUCAAAUGGAAACUCUAUCAAGGCGCCGUGGCUUACUGCAAGAGCUUGUGAUACGAUUGCCAUGUUCCACAAUCAUCACUAUAGUGACGUGCAAGUUUUAGAAAAAAUUUUCCAAGGAAUCAUUUCAUGUUUUCAAAACGAGAGCCAAUUUCCAAUUCAAUUGACAGCUGCAGAUGCAUUGGCAACGUUGGUUCAAGAGGAUUCAGUAGCGGCUCAUGUUUCCGAACAAGCACCACAAUUGUUAGAAAACUUGUUGGAGAAAUCUAAGAAGUAUGAAAGUGAUAUUUUGACCCACGUUAUGGACACUUUUGUGGAGAAGUUUGCUAAAAGUCUUGAACCAUAUGCUGUUGAGCUUGGAACUAAAUUGGUUGAGCAAUUCCUUCGUUUAGGAAAUGAAAUCCUUGAACUGCAAAGCGCAGGAGGUGCGAUUGAAACUGAUAAGGAGUACCAAGCAAGUGGUUUGUUGAGCACGUUAACCACUUUGAUUCUUUCCACUUCUCACGCUUCUAAAAUAGGAACACGUUUGGAAAAUGUGGUUCAAGAAUUGAUCAAUUUUGUUUUGGAGAAUGCAAUGGUAGUGUUUUUGACUGAAAUCGUUGAGAUUAUGGAAUCAUUGUUGUAUUUAAACCAAGAAGUGUCAAACACCAUGUGGACAAUAUAUCAAAGUGUUAUAGAUGCAUUUGAGACUUAUGCAUAUGAAUAUUUUGACCUGUUUCAACCAUUCUUUGUGGGUAUUAUUAACAAAGGAUUCACCAAUCCCCAGGUAACCAUGGAACACCCAUACGCUCAAUCAAUGAUGAACGUUUGUUUCGGUAUUUUGAAGCAAGAUGAUAUGGAUCCAAUAUUUGCCCAUGCAGCAUUUGAAGACAUUGAAUUAACCAUUUUGGCUAUGAACACUAGACUAGCUUCCGUAUUACCCAACUUCUUAAACGAAGUCUUUGACAUUUAUCACAACUUAGACGCCCAGAAUGCAUUUGAUGGGUAUAUGUUACACCGUUUAUCAUUGCUUCGUAUUCUUUUUGCCUCCAUUUUUGUUGACCCAGUCAACACAAUGAAUAUUAUAGGAUCAAAGGGUUUUACUGUGGAAUUCUACAAAUUAUGGAUCAAACAUAGUGAUGAUUUCCAAAGUGUUUACGGGUGUAAAUUGCAAAUAUUUGCAGCCUUGGCUAUUCUCAAAACUGACGUGGUAAAGAAUAUUCCGGAAGACUUGGUUGGUGAAACGGUUGAUUUACUCAUAAACAAUUUGGCGGCUUUGCCCAAUGCAAUCAGAACCAAGAACUCCAUAUUGACUAAUGAGAUUAGUCAAAAGGACCAAGUCAAAGCGGAAGAAAAAGAUGAUGAUGAAAACGAUGAAUAUGCAGAAAUUGGCGACUUCAAUGAUGAGUAUGAGAUGGAUGAGGCAGAAAUGGAAGCUCUUAAGGAAACACCUAUUGACAAUACCAAUGGAUUUGAAGAAUUUGUUCGAGUAUUCCUUUCCAUGCAACAAAAUGAACCUGAAAAGUAUCAUGUAUUGUUCGGUGAAUUGGAUGACAGCAAAAAGGACAUGAUUCAAGAGCUUGUAAGGGUCACUCAACAAACAAGACGUUAA
Molecule: messenger RNA, 3021 nt
Organism: Lodderomyces orthopsilosis Co 90-125
Lineage: Eukaryota; Fungi; Ascomycota; Pichiomycetes; Serinales; Debaryomycetaceae
Exons: 1
Coding region: 1-3021 (1006 amino acids)
Biological process (GO): protein import into nucleus
Cellular component (GO): cytosol; nuclear envelope
Molecular function (GO): small GTPase binding
Source: RefSeq, a predicted model, not a curated record